CGCCGGUGCCCGCGAUGCGCCCGGCGCCACCGCUGCCCGGCCGCCCGCCGGCCGCCGCUAUAAGAGCGGGCGCGGGGGCCCGCGGGUGCUGAGCGGCAUGCGGGCGUGGCGGCCGCCUGCCAGCCCGGCUCCGGCUCCGGCUCCGGCUCCGGCACCAGCAGCGGCGGGACGGCAGCCGCUGCCAUGAGCUGCUCGGACGUGGCCACGCAGCACCCGCGGGCGGCGUGCGGGGCGCCCCAGCACCUGUCCUGCCCGGCCGCCGGCGGCCCCGCCCGCUGCCCGCCGCCGCCCGGCCCGCAGAAGAAGUUAGCAGUGUAUGCCAAGAUGCAAGAAUCUCUGGAGGUGACCCUUCCCAGCAAACAAGAGGAAGAUGAGAAAGACCAGCCUGCUGAGAUGGAGUACCUUAACUCUCGCUGUGUCCUUUUCACUUACUUCCAGGGAGACAUUGGUUCAGUAGUGGAUGAGCACUUCUCAAGAGCUUUGAGCCAAGCCAGCAGCUUCAACCCAGAAACUGCCCUUUCAAAAAGCAAAGCAGGUCUGAGUCCUCUAUGGAGAGAGAGCUCAACGAUUUCAAGUCAACGGAGCAGUUUUCCAACUUCAUUUUGGACUGGCUCCUAUCAACCUCCACCUCCACCAUGUUUGAGUGGAGCUCAUCCUGACUUCUCUGUUACUGCAUCAAGCACCUUCCCAACAGCAGAUCCUAGCAGCUGGCCAGGACACAGCCUUCAUCAUACUGCCCCGCCUCCUCCUUCUGCUGCAUCAGAUUCCUGGCAUUAUCCUUUAACAUCUCAGGUGAGCCCUUCAUAUGCACACAUGCAUGAUGUGUACAUGCAUCGCCAUCACCCCCAUCCACACAUGCACCAUCAUCACCCCAGCUCACACCAUGACCCCCGAUAUGGAUCCCUGCUGAUGCCUUCAGUACGUGCAGCCAGGAUUCCUGCUCCGCAGUGUGACGUGACAAAGACAGACCCUACUGCUGUCACCAGUGCUACCUCAGCAUGGGCUGGAGCCUUUCACGGAACAGUGGACAUAGUACCAAGUUUUGGUUUUGACGCAGUAGGUCUACAGCACCAGGAGAAGACCAAGGAAUCUUCUUGGUUCUGAAGUUCACACAUAGCUUAACACGAGCUAGAGUUGGAAUCCCCACAGCUGGCAUGGAGAUACUGCAAUGGUUGACUGUUUCAAAGGACUCUCUGCUGAAGGGAAGAUGAAGAGCCAGCCAUUAUGCUUUUGCAAUUGAGCCUUUUCCUUUAAGACCAUUUCUAGGUCCCAGAACAUUGAGGAAAAAAAUGCAUUUUUCCCCUCUUUCCUCAUCUGAGCCUGCUGCAGCUGAGCAAUCUAACUUCUUUUUUGCUCCUCUUAUAGUAUUUUGUUCAGCCUGAUGUUUUUAUGAACUGCUUUGAUCGUCAGAAAAAGAUUCUGCCUUGACUACGGCACUCAUCCUUUCAGGAAUACAGUAUUUGUAUCUCUUUGUGCAUCUAUUUUUGUAGAAAUACAGAAAGCUUGGUUAAGGAUCGAUGGCAAUUUUAGGAUGACAUAUUUUUUUUAAAAAAAUUGUAAAAUUGUUAAGUUCUGUUUAAAGAACUUGCUCUCAGAGAAGCACUGGCAAAAAUGUAUAAAAUGCUUAUUUUUAGAUGUCUGUGAUGUCUGUAUUCGUGGAUUCUUUUGUUACCUCAUGUGUCUGGGUAUUUUUUGGGGGGGGGGAAGGGUUGGUUGUGGUUGGUUGGUUGGUUUGUUUGUUUGUUUGUUUUUAAGAGCAAAAUCUUGGAUAGUCCAAGCGUUCAUUGUUUUCAUAUUACAAGAUUUUGAAGGUUUUUCCUUUUAUUCUAGUGUAAAAUAUAAUUCACACUUAAAGAUUCAGCCAAAUAUUUUUCCUACUAGCAUUAUAUUAUAGAAAGAGUAGAUUUAUUUUCUUGCUUUAGAAGAUGGCUUUAAGCUAUGCUGACUAUAAGGAAUUUGGGGACAUUUUAGCAAAGAGAAAAGACUAAUGUUUUCAGAGGAACCCUAUUUCCAGCUCUGUUUCAUUUACAAUGGACUAAAUGAGUCUGGGCUUGAUCCAGGGACCACUGAAGCCAGUGGAAGACUCUCAUUGACAUCUGUGGACCGUGUCUUGGGCCUUUUUCCUGUGACAACUAUAAAUAGCAGGAAUUUAGGGUGUGUUAAUGAUCAUGUGUUUUAUGUGGCAAUUCAAGAACAAAGUUCAAAUUUUACAAAAAGUUAGCUAUUUCUGGAAGCAAAAUGUUUUCAGUUGGCCUGACCUGGUAAUCUGUUGAGGGACCUGUGUGAGUUCUCAAAAGUCUUAUUGAACCCUUAGCUCCUAUUAACUUCAGCUUGGAUUGAAGACCUCAAAGGCUAACUUCUGACUCUGGGGGCGCAUCUACAUGUGUGCCAGACUGCACAAUUGUUUCUGUGCACUCAUUUAAUACUUGCUAAGCGCUGUUACUGUGCAGUCCACCUGGUGGUGCAUAGGUCAUUUCUGACCCUACUGCGUGGUAGCAACGACGUACUGCCCAGUAACUCAUUGCUACUGUGCAGUAGUGUCAGAUCACGGUUCGUGCCCAUUGACACUACAUCACCAUAGUGAUGAGCUACGUCUCUGUAGCUCAUUACUACAGUGACAUAGCCUCUCAUGUAGAUGCGCUCUAGUAGACUUACUACUGUGUUGCCCAACCUGAGACUUGUUAGGUCUUCUGUGAGGUGCUGAUCACCUGCAGCUGUCAUAGAUUUCUUGUGGAAUCGCUAACAUUAACAAGAGUCAGACCUUGCAGCUGUCCAGUUGAGAAUUUUAGAUUUUGAACUCAUUUUCAUAGUUUUGGCCAGGGCGCUAAGCGAGAUGUGCAGGACCUCAUAAUGGGCCAUGGUAAAGAAGAGCCAUAUCCAGCAGCUUGCCUACAUGUGUGGGGUCCAAUGAAGCGGUGUAACUUCCUAACAAAAUGCUGAAGGAUUGCUCAUUGAAACCCCAAUGCUACAGUGAACUCAGUAUAACCUCUAAGCAAAACUCCAUUGUUUUUAGUGGAGCAUUUAUGUGAUGCCUAUUGUGGGACCAAGGUCAAAACUAUUAACAUAAUUGUUUAAAAUAUCAUAAUUUGUUCAGUGCACCUUUAGGAAUGUACAUCUCUUUACCCUUUUUCAAAAUAUUCCUAUAAGAUAAUGUAAUUUUCUUGCCACCAUUUCCAACCAAAACAUCCAGAAGAUAAAAAACAAAGAAAUAUAACUGCACUGUUAUAAACACUGUUGGUUUUAAAGUAGCGAACAUCUUUACUGUGGUGUUGAUAGUUGGAAAACACUCAGUUUGGAGUGCUGAGCAUGCUUCAUUUUUAUGGAAAAAAAGUUGGAACUGGUGGUAUGAAGAACCUCAAGAAUGAGCUUCACUUCAACAAGACCCUGAAGGACAUGUUUUAAUGGUCUGGGACCUUAAGAGCAGAGUUUUAAAGGUACUUAGAUAUUGCAAUGCUGAGUGCAGCUAUGGUUAAAUACCUUUUAAGAAUCUGGGCCUUAGCCUUUACAUUCUGAGCCCCCAGUUACAUGACCCUUACUAUUUCUUCCUAAGACUGAAUUUCACUCCCAUUACCUUCCUAUAAGCAAUGCUGGUGCCCUGGCAAAACUGGUUUCUUGCUUACUCAAAAGGGAGAUUCUUAGAGGGAUGAAGUUAGUGUAAGCCCCAAAGACUUAGUUACUGCAAGGGCAGGUUCUCAAGCAUGUCAGAAAUCCUGGGGUGGGAGUGGAGGGGGACACAAAAACAUUUUCCCUUGAAUUUGGCUGGGUCUGAAAGGGGAAGAGACAAAAUAUCCCAAGAAAAAAAGGGAAGAAUCUUGGUAACUUUCUGGAUUUGGAAGGUGAUUUGAAGGUGGAAGAACAAAACAAAGCUUCUCAAACAUCUUGACUUUAUCAAAAGGGGUUCACUUAUCUCUAGCAAUAGUGGCCAAUUCAUUGCCUCCUUUUAUAAACAUAAAUAAUAAAAGGACCUGCUUCUCUUUUUCAAGGUAGUUCAAGGUAGAACUCCCAAUGACUUAAAAUGCAGUAGGACUGAAUUACGAAGCUUUUGAAAGAAGCUUUCCUUACGGUUUCAGGUUAGUGAGUAGAAGGAAUGAAUAUAUUAUGAAUCUGUCACCUUUUACUUCCCACAUGAAGGACUUUUAUACAGCCAGUUUCCACUGUUAAACCUGACAAUAAGUCUAAAACACUUUGGGUGCUCCACAAGCUCAGGGAGAUAAGUGCCAAUAAAACCUGUUGUUGUAUAUAACAGUAAAUACACCCAAUCAAUUGACUUAAAAAGACAAAAGUUUUUAUUUCUCCCACCCUGUCCUCCGGUAAACUGGAUUUCACUAGCUACUAAACUGACCCUUACCUAACAAAUGAGUGGAAAAAAAAAAAACUAAAGUAAGAACUGGAGUGAUGUUUGCUUAUAUUUUCUAAAACUUGAAGGACAGAAAGAACCUUUCACAUGACAAACCGUUACAGUUGAAGUCAGCAGAUUAACUUCACCAAAAGAAGUGCUUAUGAGAAGCAGAUGCUGGAUUCCUAUCCAUCCUUAAAUGAAGAGAGUGUUCACUUGCAACACAUCAGCUAAGAGCGUCCUGAUGGCAGAGAAAAUAAAAAGGAAAUGUUGAAACUGAUUACACUUCAAGGGAUAAGAAAAAAGACUCUCUAAUCAGUCAGAAUCAGUUCGUUUGUCAUAAGACAUUGCAAAAGGAAUUAGUUCAUUGCUUUAUGGCAAAAAUUAGUGUUCUCAUGAAGGCAGACUGAGGACCUAUAUAAAUAUAAAAUACCUUAUUUCUCGAAGAAGUGGGGAAACAUUUUUUUUCUUGCAGGAAUUUUUGUUAAUGUAUAAUAGAUAACUGUCAAAGUUUAUGUAGAGGUUUCUUUCUUUUAAGACAUCUGAUAAAUGGAGUUUUGGGCAUGUCUACAUGUACAUAUUUAAUGCGCAUUAGCCCAGUUUAAGGCGCAUUAAGGGUGCAUGUCUACAUGUGCAUGCCAUUAAUGUGCCUUAAAAAUGGUGAUUUAAGGCUAUUUGAGCCUAAAUUUGAUACCUGCAUAAAGUAGGUAUCAGAUUAAUUUGCAAAUAGUUAAAUUGCAUUAGCAAACAUGUAGAUGUGCUAAUGUGCGUUAAUGUGGUGUUUGUCCAUUGACAUGAGACUAAAUUUAGAUUAGGUUUAGGAUUAAAUUGGGACUAACCCAAAUUGGUCCGUGAACCUGCAUUAGUGCAUGCAUGUGUGAACAUGCCCCUAAAUCACCUUAAUGCACAUUAGGGUAAUGCACAUUGAGCAUUUGUACACAUGCUUCUGCCACAGCACUGGCUGCUUUUAAAUGUGUCCAGCGCUGUGAUGCAUGUACUUAUAUAAGUAGCAAAAUGUGCAUCAGUACUGAGAAAAUGGCAGCGGUGCACAAAGGUGUUUUAGUUUAAAAGUGCACCGCCACCAUUUUUUGUGUGCUGACCAUUUAUACAAGUGUGUUUCACUGCUUAUACAACUGCACACAAUGCAGCUCAGUGUGCAUCAGCUCACAUGUGGAGUAGACUUGAUUAAUCGAGUCUGGUCCAACCCACCAGAUCUCCGGCACAUUGUAGGACAAAAAAGUAUGUGUAUAAAUGCCCAUUAAGGUUAGGUGUGCAUAAAAGCACGUGUAGACACAUCCUUUAUCAUGUUUUUUUGUUAUCUGUAUUGGGCCAUUCCUGAUCUGUCCAUCAGUUUUUUAGGCAGCUCUCACCUUCGGUUUGAUAUAGGCCUUUCUGUCUUGAAAAUUGAUAAUUCUUAACUAGCAGAUGUACAAUUUUGAAUAGAUUUCUUUGGCAGGAGCAAGCCAACUUUGUUCUAAUUUUUAUAAUUGAAGUGCUAGAAAUAAUCAUUAAGCAAAGUAAUUGGAAAUAGUUUUAUAGCUUAGAAACCUUCUUGAAACAAUGGAGUUUUUCUCUCCCUUUCUUUGAAAUAUGCUUUUAAAAUCAAAACUUUCCCCAUCAGUUUUGGAGCUAUACAUAGUAUUCUUGCUUUUCGUCCCCACCCCUAUAUACACAGACAUUUCCUCAAGAAAUUAAUUCAAUUUAUAUGGCAAAAUCCCAUCUGACUGAAAAUGUAGAAAUUUGCAUUUAUUAUGUAUGUCCUACCCUCAGCAUUAGGUGAAAUUUUCUAGCACAUGGAAAGGGAUUUUAAAUACUCUAGAUAAGUCCCAAUUUGUUUUAGCCACAAAGAUAACCAUGCAGUUAAUAGGUGUAUAUAAACAGAAAUGUGAUGUAUCUUCAUUUGGUGAGAGAGCAUAUCAUUCAUUGUUGACUGUUUCUUUUGACUAAGUUUCUGGCCUACUUCUUUAUCUUCAGUAAUGGACUAUUAACUUACAUUUCUUUAAAGCAUUUAUUGAGAUUUUUUAAUUAUAUUACAUUUAAGCAAAUGUUCAAGCCUUUCACUAUUUUUACUGUUCUUACUGAUUUUUUUUUUUUUUUUUUGAAGGGUGCGGGGGAAAUAAGGUUUACCUGACACAUUUUGUUCUGAACUGAAACCCCAGGUAAAGUUAGAAAGUAUAUUAAAAGUUACUUGUAAUAUAGGCCCAAUCUUGGAGUUGUGGCAUAGGGAAAGCUCUUGAUAAAGUUGAUGGAAAUUUUUCCUGACUGAGUGCCAACCUUUUAAUUGUGACAAGAGUGUCACAAAUAGUGUUAUACAAAGCCAAAGACCUGAAGUGAGCAGAGGUGAACACCUGAUGCACUGUAUAUAGCAACCACUACACAAUAUGUGAAAACUUCAUGGGGUGAUGACACCUGUAUUCAUACGUCUCUCUGCAUGGAUAACCAUGUUCCAGACAAGGAGCUAGAUAGCUGUGAAGUGUUGCUGAUGCCCUUGAUCUACACACUGGCAAUGGGUUAUUUGGCACCCAGUGAUUAGAAAUGCAGUGGUUCUGGUGUUGGUGUACAGAGUUCAGCAGUCUCCAGCAGCAUUUUAGGGGGACAUUCUGCAAAGUGUUUAGAGCUCCCUGUGGAAGGCCGUGCAUCCUCAGCUCCCAAUACAGAUGGGUAGAGAUGAGGGGCAUGUACUUCCUAAUAUCUAAUCAGCAGCUUUCACUGUCAGUAUCAGUACACACUCCUUCCAGGAUCGAGCCCACAGCACAGAACAUCUAAAUAAAGACCCCAACAUGAAUUAUUCCACUGACUUCAAUGGCAUAGGACACAUAAUCUAGGCCUCAUUUGUGUCAAUAGAAAGACUUUAAUAAUAGUUGGAUCACGAGGACCAGCCUCCAAGACCUGAUCUGAAACCCAUGGUGUUGAAGGCUGGCAAGACCGUUGAGCCACAGUCUGAUCAAAACCCAGCUGAAGUAAAUAAGAGCCUUUUUUGUUACUUCAAUGAGCCACUUGGAACAGGCCACUAGUACUUGUAUAGUAACUGAAAAAACAACUUUUAUUAUAAAUGAGGUUUACAGGAUACUAAUAGCAGAUUUGUAGGUCUUUGCUGCACUGAGGGCACCAACAGACAUGACCGUUUGUCAUGCGAUAGGCCACUGAAAGCACUCUACCGCUGUGCACUGACAAAAGUGACAGCUACAGAAUGCUUUAAAAAUAACUGAUUGCAUGACAAUCUCAACCCUCGUUGCAUGAGGGUUCAGAUGGAAGUGCUCCGAAAUGGAGUGCCUUCAUGACCAUCUAUCAACGUGGCUGGGAGCAGGCCUGGGUUGACAGCCCAGAUCUGCUCCGCACAUUGUCUUCAGGACAGAAGGGGGGGAAAGGAGGGGAGUGAGUUUGGUCAGUGGAUUCCCCAGCCAGCACUGGAGGGUGGGGGCCAGGUGAUUAGAGGCCCCCCAAGGUGGAGGGUUCCCAUUCCCCCCCCCCCCCCCCACUCCAGCAUGACACAGGAAUACAUGGACCAAACAAACUCUCCUGCCUUUCCUUCAUCACUUCUUGAGAGAGCCUGGGAGCUUGGAGAGGAGGACCGGGGCUAGGAGACAGCGGCUGCAGACACGCAGCCUCUCUCUCCCAAUCAGCGCCAAAGGAGAGCUGGAUCACAGCCUCCUGAUCCAAUAGCGAAUAUUUGUUGGAUUGGGAGGGUUGAUCUAACUCAUGACACUUUCUGUGAAUCAUCAUAAGUUAGACCGGGGAACUGCAUAUAUGUCAGCGCCCUGAAUGAUCCCAGUUUCCCCCUCCAGCAUUUGUAGCUUUGUUUAAGACUCUCAAGAAAAUCAGGGUCCCUUUCUUUUCCCACUCACUUUCAAACCCUGCUUCACUCAGAACGCUAUUGAAUUCUUUUGUACCCCUCUGGGACAAAAGAGGGGUCUGUAUAAAGGGCUCUAUAUAAAGAGGGCUCUGUAUAAAGAGAAGUGUAAUUGUUUUAAUUGUUUAAUAAAUAAUUUAAUGUUAAUUUUA
Molecule: messenger RNA, 8338 nt
Organism: Alligator mississippiensis (American alligator)
Lineage: Eukaryota; Metazoa; Chordata; Crocodylia; Alligatoridae
Gene: VGLL3
Product: vestigial like family member 3
Exons: 4
Coding region: 184-1104 (306 amino acids)
Biological process (GO): regulation of transcription by RNA polymerase II
Cellular component (GO): nucleus
Source: RefSeq, a predicted model, not a curated record